AUGAAUCUGAAAUCAUUGAUACUGGCCUGGGCGGGUCUGCUUUCGCCAGCCACCAUUUCGGCCGCUGGGGAUGCUCAAACACCCCUGGUCGACCCUGACCGUGAUGGUGUAUCUCUGUCCUCCCGGCCGAACAUUGUGUUCAUCUUGACAGACGACCAAGAUCUUCAUAUGAACUCUUUGGAGUAUGUUCCCCUCAUCCACAAGCAAUUGAUUGAGGAAGGGACGCUCUACACGAAGCAUUUCUGCACGACAGCAGUGUGCUGUCCGUCCCGCGCAAGUCUGUGGACUGGUAAACUCGCCCACAAUACAAAUGUCACAGAUCUCAACCCACCUUAUGGCGGGUUCCCCAUCUUCGUUAAAAAUGGCCAUAACGAGAAUUAUCUGCCUGUAUGGUUGCAAGACGCUGGCUACAAUACGUUCUACACGGGCAAGAUGUUCAACGCUCACACAAUCUGGAACUACGACAGCCCUCAUCUGAAAGGCUGGACCUCGUCUGAUUUCCUUCUUGAUCCCAACACGUAUGAUUAUUAUAAUGCUGCAUUCCAGCGUAAUCAUGAUCAGCCAGUCAACCAUCCUGGCGAGUACUCUACGGACUUGGUCGCGAAAAAGGCCUAUGGUUUCUUGGACGAUGCUGUCCAGGAGGAUAAACCUUUCUUCUUGGCCAUUGCACCUAUUGCUCCCCACAGCAACGUCAACUCCAGCGUCCUGAACCCCGUCAAGGGUCCCGAUGACAGCGUCCCCGUAUCCGACGGUAAGUUCAGAGUCAGUAUUCCGUUGGCAGCAAAGAGACAUGAGCACCUGUUCAAGGACGCCAAGGUUCCGAGGACGGAGAACUUCAAUCCCGACAAGCCAUCGGGCGCCGACUGGAUCCGUCGCCAGCCUCAGUUAACGAAUGAAAACAUUGAGUACAACGACAGACAUUACCAAGGCCGGCUGCAGGCUCUGCAGGCUGUUGAUGAACUGGUGGAUGGAGUCAUCAAAAAGCUUGGGAAGCACGGCAUCUUGGAUAACACUUACAUAUUCUUCACGACCGAUAAUGGCUAUCAUAUUGGCCAGCAUCGGCUGCAGCCCGGAAAGGAGUGUGGGUACGAGGAGGACAUUAACAUUCCUCUCAUCGUUCGCGGUCCGGGAGUCCCCAAAGGUGGUAUCACCGAGGCUGUCACGGCUCACGUCGAUCUCGUCCCCACCAUCCUAUCCCUUGUGGGUGCCCCGUUGAGAGCUGACUUCGAUGGGGCUCCGAUUCCUCUCUCUGCUAAAUCGCUUAAUGAGUCUCCGCUUACCCGUGAACAUGUCAACGUGGAAUACUGGGGCUGGGCCAUCACUGAGAGCAAGUUCGGCUUCGAUGGCGGCGACACCAAACGCAUCUUCAACAAUACUUACAAGGCCUUGCGUGUGAUUGGCAAUGGCUACAACCUCUACUACUCGAUAUGGUGCACAAAUGAGCAUGAGCUUUACGACAUGACUAAUGACCCUGGCCAGCUGCAUAACCUGUUGCACGAAGACGAGGCUGCCCUAGCUGCUGAAGUGACCAUCCUCGGCUAUCCUCUAGACAAGAUUGUCCCCAGACUCGACUCGCUUCUGUUUGUCCUCAAGUCCUGCAAGGGUACCACAUGCUCGCAGCCGUGGCACGCCCUGCAUCCUUCCGGCAACGUUGGCAGUCUGCACGAUGCCCUUGCACCUCGUUUUGACGACUUCUAUGUUCAGCAGAAACGUGUGCAGUUUGGUCACUGCGAACUCGGACACAUUAUUGAGGCUGAGGGGCCGCAAUUCGAACAUGACGGCGCUGUGUAUUGGAAAGGUUCUAGAUGGAGCGAUUGGACUUGA
Colletotrichum graminicola M1.001 is the source of this 1824-nucleotide messenger RNA. RefSeq names its product sulfatase. The transcript has 4 exons. NCBI's taxonomy places the organism in Eukaryota, Fungi, Ascomycota, Sordariomycetes, Glomerellales, Glomerellaceae. Gene Ontology annotation, molecular function: N-acetylglucosamine-6-sulfatase activity; glycosaminoglycan binding; arylsulfatase activity. The record is from RefSeq and is a predicted model, not a curated record. Gene Ontology annotation, biological process: phenol-containing compound metabolic process. Bases 1 to 1824 code for a protein of 607 amino acids.